Corticium candelabrum is the source of this 2636-nucleotide messenger RNA. RefSeq lists its product as uncharacterized. The coding region runs from base 97 to 2403 and encodes 768 amino acids. Gene Ontology annotation, cellular component: nucleolus. Gene Ontology annotation, molecular function: protein binding. Lineage: Eukaryota; Metazoa; Porifera; Homoscleromorpha; Homosclerophorida; Plakinidae. The transcript is spliced from 25 exons. Gene Ontology annotation, biological process: ribosomal large subunit assembly. The record is from RefSeq and is a predicted model, not a curated record.
AGCACCCGACGUGUGCAAGAGAUCUCCUGCAAUAUCAAUCACCGUCCGACGUAGCUGCAUGUUUUUUCCGUCUUGUCAAGUCACACUCUGCGCACGAUGGCAAUGGAUAAGCGACUGGUUGUGCGCGAUUGCCACACGAAACCGAUUACGUCGAUGACGUUUGUUCCCUGGAGACGAGAAUAUGUUACUGCAGCGGAAGAUGGCCAAUUACGAUAUUGGGAUUUCGAUUGUGGCAAGCUCGUACAGACUGUGAAUGAACAUUCAGGCUGGAUAACCGACAUCUUGUGCUGGGCAGAAUACAAAGCGAUGUUCACGUCAUCGAAUGACGGCACCAUCAUUGUAUGGAGCUCGACCGGCAUUGUACAUCAACGUAUAGAGCUGAACCAUCCAGUGUAUUGUCUUGCAUGGCAGCAUCGACGUUCUCAACUAAUUGCAGGAAUGAAUGGCAGCAUUCGUGCUUACAAUGUAAAAGAAGGGUCGUUGAUAGGGGCUCCUAGCUUGGUGAGGAAAGCUCAAGUUGUUAAUUCUCAUGUCGAUAUUGUGAAGUGUAUUGUAUGUAUUGAUGCCAAAGUUUACAGUGGAGGAUAUGACCAGAGACUUGUCUCACACGAAAUACCACCAGGAGAGAAAGAUAUGAGAGCGUGUAACAUUGUAAAGACUGCACACGAGGCUGGUAUCAACUGUAUGGCAUAUGCAAAGGAUACGGAGAACACAUGGAUUAUUACUGGUGCAUUUGAUCACGUUGUGAAGAUCUGGUCGCCUGAAUGCAAGCUGAUUCAUAGAGUUACAGAUCAGUUGUAUUCUGUGAUCACUGGUAUCUGCUACGUACCUCGAAACAAAACAGUUUGGAUAUCAACAGGCCACGAGCUCAUUACAAUUUUUGAACCAAAGUCGGGAGAAAACGUGUCGGAGUUUGUUAGCACAUACAGAGAACUAGCAAGAGACAAAGACAAGCAUUCACUGUUGGCACUGAGAUAUAUUCCUGAAGCAAAUGAAGUCAUUGCAACAACAAGAAGGAGGCAGCUUGUCAUCUGGAAAUAUGAACAAACGGCAGCGACUAUCACUCUUCCCGGCAAAAAGACAUUUGACUGUCUUGCAUACACAUCGAAGGCUCCAAUUUUGAUCUUCAGUGGAGGUGCAGAUGGCCAGCUUAUCAAGUGGGAGCAACAGCAGCUGAAUAACUUUGCAUACAGUCAGGAGGUGUUUCUGUUGAGUGAAACUCAUGUGUCUCAAGGGAGUAGAGUGAAUGAGGAGGAAAGUGAGAGCGAAAGCUCGUCGGGGUCUGAGGAUGAUGGGAUCAGUGGUGGUGGUGCUGUUGGAAGGCAACGAAGAAGGCAGAAAUCUAAUCGGACGGGCAUCAAGCAGAGCACUGGGAUGACCAUGCUUCGAUCUGUCUACAUUGAAAGUCAAGACAAUCUUGUCAUUGGCUGUGAGGAUGGUACAAUUUAUGUUUGGGGCUAUGAUGAUGCAGCCAAAGAGGCAUUAAGAGGAAUGGCUAAAGCGGCCACUGAUCCAGCAUUGAUAAGAAGAUAUGGCAGUUUAUUAGACUCUACAUCAGAUCUGUUGUCGGAUAAUCCUCGUGGUGACAAACAGGACUCUGUGACUGAUCGUGUUGCUGGAUUCAUUUGUAAGCAUGUUCUCAAGCAUCACAACAGCUCUGUAACAGGACUUGCUGUUGUUGAGCCACAUCGUUACUAUAACGGUUCGAGGAGAGAGAAACAUGUCUCAUGGUCUGAACCAGAGAUUUUAGUUCUGUCAGGAGGAUGGGAUAGAAACAUUUGUCUUUGGAAUAUUCAGACUGGCAAACUGGUUGACAAAGUUCGUUACCAGAAAUCAAAGUCUGACAAAGAUGACGACCUUGCUUCUGAUGGUGUUAUAACCGACAUGGCAUAUUGCGCAGAAAGAAAUGAGUUUGCAUACUCAUCAACUGACAAACUUGUUUACAUUCGGAAGUUUGCAGAGACAGGAAGUGAGAUGAAAAUGGCUGCUGUACUGCAAGGCCACGAAAGUGAUGUCACACAAGUGGAAUGGAACGAUGUGAGGCAAUGCUGGGUGAGUGGUUCUGAAGAUGGGACCAUUCGGCUGUGGGAUGCGGAUGGAAUGGCAUGUCAGGCUGUGCUUGCAGUUGGUGGUGUGGUGACUGCAUUGUGUAUUGAUACGAAGAAUGGUUGUGUUGUGGCAGGGAUACAAGAUGUUAUUAAGGUGUUUGAUCUUGUCUUGCAUAAAUUGGUGCAAACGAAUGUCGGCCACAGAGAUGCAGUUCGCAGCAUUAUUCACAUUCCAGAGAGAAACCAGUAUGUCUCGGCUUCAUGGGACAAGACUUUACGAAUUUGGAAUGCAUAUCUGCAGCGCGGCAAACAUUCCAGCUUUGCAUCCGAUGUCACAAUUGAGAACAAUCUGUAAAUAGUAGGAACAACAUCAUUCCACUCAUGCUGCAUCCAUGCUUCAGCUUAUGUUUUUUUUCUAUUUUGUGGUGAUGCUGUACUGUUUCACUUCAGAUGGAGUUGAUAUUUUGGACCAACGUUGAGUCUGUAUUUUUGCAUUUUUUAAUUUUAAUUUAGUUCUGGUUUGUUUAUGUACUAGACGACUAAUAUACUUAUUGCCAUUUUUUGUAUAACUUACAAACGUAAUGCAAU